AUGGAUUAUACAAAUGGUACUGCGGUACUUCCAGUUGAAGAAGAAUAUGAGGGUGUGGUAUACUAUCUUUUGAAAUGGAAAGGAUAUGAUGAUAGCUAUAACACUUGGGAACCCUCCAGUAACCUUGAUUGUCCAGAUUUGGUGAGACAAUUUAACCGUGAGCAAAGGAUGAGAGAAGAAGCAGCAAACUUGAAUCCACCCAAGACUCAGAACGAGCUAGAGUUUGAAGCAUUCUUACGAGCCCAUGCACGUGACGGACCACCAAUUUCCGUGAUCAACGAUGUUGAUGAUCAAGGUGUACCUCCAGAUUUUCAAUAUGUUGAUGGAUAUAUAUAUGGUGAGAACGUUCCUCGUCCAGAAACUCUUAAGGAAACGUUGUUCGGAUGUGAGUGCGAAGAUGGAAUUUGCAAAGGGUUCAAAUGUAAAUGUCUUAAAGAAAUGAACAAGGGUAUGCUAUAUUACAAGAGAGACACAGGACAAGUCAAUGUGAAGCCUGGAAAUGUUAUCAUUGAAUGUAACAGCCGGUGUUCAUGUUCUGCACGUUGUCCAAACCGUGUAACACAACAAGGGCGUAAAGUAUAUUUGGCGAUAAAAAGAUUUGCCGAAAAAGGAUGGGGAGUUGUUGCUACAAAAAGAAUUGAGUCUGGCGUGUUUAUUACCUAUUAUUAUGGUGAAAUCAUAACAUCACAAGAAGCGGAUAUACGUGGGAACAAAUACGAUGAAGUAGGACGAACAUAUUUGUUUGACCUUGAUUUCUGUGAUGAUCCGUCAAACGACACUUCGGCUUGCCUUUAUACGAUUGACGCGUGGCGAUUUGGAAACAUUUCACACUUCUUCAACCAUUCAUGUGAUCCUAACUUAGUCGUUUAUCCGGUAAUGACAGAUAACGGUGAUUUGCGACUUCAUCAUGUCGCUUUUUUUUCUAAAAGAGUUAUUGAAGUUGGAGAAGAAUUAACGUUUGAUUAUGUUGGAUCAGUAGAAAAACAUGAAGGUGCUGAGACAAAAUUAGAUGAUAAUAUCAAGUCGGAAAUUAUCGAAAAAUAUAUAUGCAGAUGUCGCGCUAGUAAUUGUCGUGGAUAUUUCCAUUCUAUCUAA
Messenger RNA from Dentiscutata erythropus, 1095 nucleotides. Lineage: Eukaryota; Fungi; Glomeromycota; Glomeromycetes; Diversisporales; Gigasporaceae. The record is from the annotation of a GenBank genome assembly.